AUGCCAGUCUGUGAUGGCUGUGGUUGCACAUUUAGUGAGAGUGGGUACUCACGUCACCUUGCACAAACCAGGAAUUCUGCCUGUGUUAGCAUCUACGAGGACAUGCGCAACUACAUGCCUAGCAGUCCAGGUCACUCACCACAGCCCACCAAUGAUGAUGGGCUGCACAAUGAUGAUGGGCCGCACCUAUUUGAAGGUGAUUUUUUCAAUACUACACCGGACGACCUUGAAUGGCCUGUAGACGAUGAAGAUGAUGUUGAGGUGGUGGGUGAUGACGAUGAAGAUGAGGAAAUUGAGGGCGAAGGUGGAGUGGCUGAACAAGAGACAUAUUGGGAACCUCCUAGUAUGCAAAGUGCCGAAGAACCGGAGAUGAAUGAGAAUAUUCCCAUGGAUGAACAAGGCAAUGCUGACGACGACAUUGAUGGCCAACGCACUCGUCGUCACGAAGCCGAACUUCCUCUGGACCAUCACCCUCAUAUUGCAACCUUUCCGCUUCGCACUGCUGGAGCCACAAUUGAUGAAAUUGUUAAUGGAAUUAGCUGUGUCUGGGCCCCGUUCACCUCACAUAUUGACUAUGAAGUUGCCCAGUGGGCCAAGCUGAGGGGGCAAGGUUCGACUGCCUUCUCAGAUCUACUUAACAUUGACGGUGUUUGCGAACGGCUUGGCCUCUCUUACAGGAAUUCUCGCGAGCUAAACCACAUUAUCGACAGCAAAAUCCCUGCCCACCGUCCUUGUUUUAGGCGCCAGGAGAUCCUGGUUGCUGGCGAGGCCUUUGAUGUAUACUUUCGGGAUAUCCUACAAUGCGUCAAGGCACUGUUCGGAGAUCCGGAACUUGCACCUCACCUGGUAUUUGCCCCCGAACGACACUAUUCCGAUGAGGACAAGACUCAGAGGAUAUAUCAUGAUAUGUAUACAGGCAAUUGGUGGUGGCAUACGCAGAUACUUGUUGGUUAUCUUCCCACAACAAAGCUGGAGCACAUCACCAACAAAGCAGCACGGCGUCGUUGUCUUGCGAAUCUUUUUCACGCAUGUGUCCGUCACAUUGUUGAGCCACUCAUUGUGCCAGGCAAGGAUGGGAUGUCAAUAGCCAGCGGUGAUGGAGUCCUUCGUCGUGGUCACCCUCUUUUGGCCUGUUAUAUUGGAGAUUACCCAGAGCAACUCUUGGUGACUGGGAUGAAGACUGGAGAGUGUCCGAAAUGUGAUAUACCUUCGACGGAGCUUGGGAGCAAAGAUCUACCUUUUGAGAUGCGUGAUUUGGAUCAAAUCUUACAUGCACUCGCUCUCGUCGAUGAAGAUCCGACUCAAUUCACCAAGGCUUGUCGAGAUGCAGGAAUAAAACCACUUUAUCAUCCUUUCUGGGAGGGACUCCCGCACUGUAAUAUAUAUAAUGCAAUCACUCCCGACGUUCUCCACCAAAUAUAUCAAGGCCUUGUCAAACACCUUAUCUCUUGGAUCAAAUCAGCUUACGGCAAGGCCAAAAUUGAUGCGCGGUGCAAAUGUUUGCCUCCGAAUCACAAUAUCCGCCUAUUUAUGAAAGUAAGCGGUACGGAGCACCAGCAAAUAUGCCGCUUUCUUCUGGGCCUAAUCAUUGACAUCUGUUUGCCUGAUGGGGCAUCCCCUGUUAGACUGAUUCGCGCAGUUCGAGGCCUCCUCGACUUCUUAUAUCUCGCGCAGUACCCAUGUCAUUCGGAUCUGACAUUAGAGCUUCUGAGUGGUGCACUGAACCGAUUUCACGACAACAAGUCUAUCUUUGUGGAUCUAGGUAUCCGAUCAUCAUUCAACCUCCCAAAGCUCCAUUCUUUCCGACACUACGUUACGAUGAUUCGAAUGUUCGGAACCACUAACAAUUAUAACACUAAAUAUACAGAACAACUUCACAUUGAUCUAGCGAAGGAUGCAUACUGCGCGACAAAUCACAAGGACGAAUACAUGCAAAUGACCCUCUGGCUCGAGCGACGAGAGAAGAUGCUGUGGCACGAUAAAUUUAUUCAAUGGCGUCUACACAAUGGUGCUGCCCCAGCUCAUGUCCCUCAAUCGCGUCAUCCCCUACCCCACUCCGACCUUGUAUAUCUGCGACAAUCAAAGCUAACAAAAAACCCAUCUGUUAAACGGGUGACAUUUGCGUCCCUAGCUGAGCAGUAUGGUGCUGUACAUUUUCAAGCUGCUGUGGCUCGUUUCGUCGUGCAAGUGACACAGCCUGAUUUGACUGUGAGGCAGUCUGAAGAGGCUGCCUGCCAUGUCAAUCUACCAUUCCAGUCAGUUGCGGUAUUCCACAAGGUCCGCUAUAGUACUGUGGGUGAUGAUGGCAUGCUAAACAAUGUCACCGUUGACGCAAUCCAUGCGAGACCUGCCCGACAUGACUGCCACAACAGGAAAGUUCCAGCGAGGUUUGAUACUGCACUUGUAAAUCUGGGCAAUGGCGGAAAAAUGGGAUAUCGUGUUGCGCAAGUUCACGUGGUCUUCUCACUGUCGGCCAAUGUCAAACGUGCACUGUUUGGCAAUGUCAAUGUGCCUGACCACCUUGCUUACGUCGAAUGGUUCACACCAUUCACUGCACCAGACAUUAACCAUGGAAUGUAUAAGGUUUCACGCGCACUUUAUGAUGGUGACAGGCAAUCCAGCAUUGUCCCUAUUCGCAAUGUUCGACGGUCCAUUCACUUAAUACCCAAGUUCGGGACAGUAGCUCCACGUGAAUGGACUACGAGCAACGUAUUAGACCGGUGUAGCACUUUUUUUGUAAACAACUUCACUGACCGAGAUGCAUAUGUAACUGUAUUCUAG
Molecule: messenger RNA, 2781 nt
Organism: Suillus fuscotomentosus
Lineage: Eukaryota; Fungi; Basidiomycota; Agaricomycetes; Boletales; Suillaceae
Exons: 8
Coding region: 1-2781 (926 amino acids)
Source: RefSeq, a predicted model, not a curated record